Chaetomium globosum CBS 148.51 is the source of this 378-nucleotide messenger RNA. RefSeq lists its product as uncharacterized. The record is from RefSeq and is a predicted model, not a curated record. Bases 1 to 378 code for a protein of 125 amino acids. NCBI's taxonomy places the organism in Eukaryota, Fungi, Ascomycota, Sordariomycetes, Sordariales, Chaetomiaceae. The transcript has 2 exons.
AUGGGCGGUGGUGCUCAGACUGCGGCCAUCGGCCGGCCCGACUGGGCGGGUGCGGCGCGCCAUCACAUUUGGCUCGAGCCUGGUUAUCUUGGUCCUCGUCAUUGUUUGGCGUGGGAUGACGCGUUGUAUGCGUGGUCCCCGUUGGGAGAGGACUGCCGCGAUGGCUCCGCCGGGGACGGCAUUGGCUCGAACAACGCCGGGAACGGACCGGAUCGGGUGGAUACCGGGGGUAAGGUCCUUCGCGGGGGUCCGUCGCCGUCGGAGUCGGCAAACGGAGGUAGCCGGGGGGAGGGACCGCCGAUCAGCUUACUGCAGUAUAACAAAACAAUGAACCCAUCGCCUCCCACCCGAGCCCCGCGGCUGUCAUGCAACUCCUGA